Linum trigynum is the source of this 297-nucleotide messenger RNA. The record is from the annotation of a GenBank genome assembly. Lineage: Eukaryota; Viridiplantae; Streptophyta; Magnoliopsida; Malpighiales; Linaceae.
AUGACAGUUCCUCUUCCCUGUCCGGUGAAGCGUAUCUACCUCUCUCCAACAUCGAAGCCAUGGAAUCAAGGACAAAUCGUUCGACUUCAAAUAUGUCGGGAAGGAGGGCUCGUCUCCCACCGACGUGCCGUUCAGCGAGUUGAGGGCGGUGAAGAGAGGGGAAAUCGAGUGUCAUUCGUCGGUGCCCGCUUUGUGGGUUCGGAGAUGUUGUAUCUGUCGUCGCUCAGUGGGUUCAGCGAUGUGAAAUCUGUUGUUGCAUCGAGCAGGAAAGAAGUUUUGGAGGAAGCCGUUCUGUGA